This is a messenger RNA of Helianthus annuus (common sunflower), 965 nucleotides long. RefSeq names its product signal recognition particle 19 kDa protein. The record is from RefSeq and is a predicted model, not a curated record. Gene Ontology annotation, molecular function: 7S RNA binding. The coding region runs from base 361 to 774 and encodes 137 amino acids. NCBI's taxonomy places the organism in Eukaryota, Viridiplantae, Streptophyta, Magnoliopsida, Asterales, Asteraceae. Gene Ontology annotation, cellular component: signal recognition particle, endoplasmic reticulum targeting. The transcript has 5 exons. Gene Ontology annotation, biological process: SRP-dependent cotranslational protein targeting to membrane, signal sequence recognition; SRP-dependent cotranslational protein targeting to membrane.
CAUACUCUUCUUCUGGCCUGUUCAGACUCCAGUCCCCUGAAAUUGACUCUUCCUCACUUUACGCCCCAAACUGCACCGUCGAUCACCAUCUCCGCCGUCUGAUCACCACCUCCGCCGUCCCUCACGCACAGGGCGGGCGUUAUGUUAAACCACAAUGCAUAGCCUUAAGGUUGUCAUGAUUAAAAGAGUAGAUGAGAUCAACGCUUGUGCUUUGCACUGUUAGGAAUUUAGGUAUUGCAAAACACAUACACGAACACAAACGAAAAACUGCAAGAGAUCAGAAAUCAAACAAAGAUGAACACGAGAUAUUACGUGGUUCAGUUGAGGUGACCUACAUCCACGGGCUGCAACUAGGCUAUUAUGGAUGGCGGUACACCUAAUUUCAAAACAUGGAAUAUCAUAUACCCUGUUUACAUAAAUUCAAAGAAGACUAUUGCCGAAGGUAGAAGAAUCUCUGCUACAAAAGCAUGCGAAAACCCUACCGCUUUAGAAAUCGGCGAUUGUUGUGGCCAUCUCAAAAUUCCUUUUGCUAUUGAGAUUGAUAAGGCAUAUCCAAGGGAUUUCAUGCAAGUGGGGAGGGUGCGGGUUUUGCUGAAAAGACCAGAUGGGAGUCCACAUAAUCCCCUUAUUACAUCCAAAAAACAGCUGAUGAUUCGUAUUGCUGAAUUGGUUCCUAGACACCCGGGUAGAGUGAAGAAACAAGAAGCGGCUGCAUCUGCUUCAAAUGCUGCUGCACCUUCGAAAUCUGGCAAGGGUGGGAAAAAGAAGAGAUAGAUUCGUGUGUAACUUUCGGUUGGAAUUUGCUAGGCUCCUUGGUUGGUUGCGUAAGACGUUUUGUAUCUUAUGGGUGUUUCAGAUUAAACAUGUUUUCAAAAUACUUAGAACAAAGAUGAGAGAACCGAACAGAAUAUAAGCCUCCGGACCGGUUUGAUUUUUCAGUUUUCAGAGAUGAGACAUUUUGUUGA